GUUUCUGUAUGGGUGUGGUGAUCAGAUUGCUGGGCAAAGAUUGAGUCAAACCUUGUUUGAGUUAAUGUUGCCUGGCAUUACGAGGUAUCCAAAAACUGACCACAUUAACUGACAGAUUUUAACGUUUCAGUCACUGCAGGGGCCAUGUGUGUGAUCUGAAGGUGGAGGAUUUAAAGAAGCGAUUGGGAAGGCCGUGGACUUGCUCAGAAGCCGAGUUCAGGUGUCAGCUGGUUGUGUGGAGCGCAUCGUGGACUGAACACAUCAUCAGACGGGGACAAUGAGCGAACUGGAACAGUUGCGGCAGGAAGCGGAGCAGCUCCGGAAUCAGAUCCGGGAUGCCAGGAAAGCCUGCAGUGAUUCCACUCUGUCUCAGAUCACAGCCGGUCUGGAUUCAGUGGGGCGGAUCCAGAUGAGGACGAGACGCACCCUCAGAGGCCACUUAGCCAAAAUCUACGCCAUGCACUGGGGCACUGACUCCAGGUUACUGGUCAGUGCCUCUCAAGAUGGCAAAUUAAUCAUAUGGGACAGCUACACAACAAACAAGAUGCACGCCAUCCCCCUGCGGUCGUCCUGGGUGAUGACCUGCGCCUACGCCCCCUCUGGCAACUAUGUAGCCUGCGGUGGCCUGGACAACAUCUGCUCCAUAUACAGCCUGAAGACCCGCGAGGGGAACGUUAGGGUGACCAGAGAAUUACCUGGGCACACAGGGUAUUUGUCAUGUUGUCGUUUCCUGGACGACAGCCAGAUUGUCACCAGUUCUGGGGAUACCACCUGUGCAUUGUGGGACAUUGAAACGGGGCAGCAGGCCACCACCUUCACAGGCCACACCGGUGAUGUCAUGAGCCUGUCGCUCAGCCCCGACUUCAAGACCUUCGUCUCGGGCGCCUGUGAUGCUUCCUCCAAGCUCUGGGACGUCCGGGACGGAAUGUGCCGGCAGUCCUUCACCGGCCACGUGUCCGACAUCAACGCCGUCUGCUUCUUCCCCAACGGGAACGCCUUCACCACUGGCUCGGACGACGCCACCUGCAGGCUGUUCGACCUGCGGGCCGACCAGGAGCUGAUGAUGUACUCCCACGACAACAUCAUCUGCGGGAUCACGUCCGUGGCCUUCUCCAAGAGCGGCCGGCUGCUGCUCGCCGGCUACGACGACUUCAACUGCAACGUGUGGGACACGCUGAAGGGGGAGCGAGCAGGGGUCCUGGCGGGUCACGAUAACCGGGUGAGCUGUUUAGGAGUGACGGAUGACGGCAUGGCUGUGGCCACAGGCUCCUGGGACAGUUUCCUCAGAAUCUGGAAUUAACGUGCCCAGAGAGGGGGCCGAGGGGGCCAAGGGGGUCGAAGCGCACGACGCCCCACCCAGGGAGGAG
This is a messenger RNA of Conger conger (European conger), 1367 nucleotides long. Its product is annotated as guanine nucleotide-binding protein subunit beta-4. Gene Ontology annotation, biological process: G protein-coupled receptor signaling pathway. Lineage: Eukaryota; Metazoa; Chordata; Actinopteri; Anguilliformes; Congridae. Gene Ontology annotation, cellular component: cytoplasm; heterotrimeric G-protein complex. The record is from RefSeq and is a predicted model, not a curated record. The coding region runs from base 278 to 1300 and encodes 340 amino acids. Gene Ontology annotation, molecular function: signaling receptor complex adaptor activity; protein binding. The transcript has 10 exons.